AGAUCAAGAACACCUCAGGCUGAGCUCUUUAGUCUUUUCCACGUUGCUGUUUUCACCUCAAGUACUCCGAAAAGCUCAAAAGCAGUUAAUCGCCUCAAAAAUGUCUGGAUACCAUCGACCUGACCAAAAUAAACUGCAAUUACUGAACGACAUCGCAAAUAAGCUGCGAAUUCAUAGCAUCGAAUCCACAAAUGCAUCGAAAUCUGGGCAUCCAACAUCAUGUGCUUCUAUGGCUGAGGUUAUGUCUGUCUUGUUUUUCCACACAAUGCGCUAUAAAGUGACUGAUCCUAGAGAUGCUUCAAGUGACAGAUUUGUUUUGUCAAAGGGUCAUUCUGCCCCCAUUCUCUAUGCUGCUUGGGCUGAGGCUGGACUCUUUCCAGCAAGUGACUUGUUGAAGUUGAGGAAAAUUGAUUGCGACCUGGAAGGCCAUCCUACGCCUAGAUUGAGUUUCGUUGAUGUUGCCACCGGCUCACUUGGCCAAGGUCUUAGUUGUGCAGCAGGAAUGGCAUAUGUUGGAAAGUAUUUUGAUAAAGCGAGCUACCGUGUGUAUUGCAUUAUGGGGGAUGGAGAGUCGAUGGAAGGCAGCGUCUGGGAAGCAGCAGCAUUUGCUAGUUAUUACAAGCUUGAUAAUCUUGUUGCAAUUAUUGAUGUGAAUCGCUUGGGUCAAAGUGAGCCAACCAGCUUGCAACAUAAUGUUGAUGUUUACAAAGCCAGAAUGGAGGCUUUUGGUUGGAAUGCUAUAGUGUUAGAUGGUCAUGAUGUUUCAGCAUUGUGUCGAGCAUUCUAUGAUGCCAGUCAAGCUAAAGGAAAGCCAACCUGUAUUGUUGCCAAGACCUUCAAAGGAAAGGGAAUUACUGGUAUUGAAGAUGAGGAAAACUGGCAUGGCAAGGCUUUAGGUGACAAGGCAGCAAAAGCCAUUGAAGAAAUUCAAUCACGCAUUCAGAACAAGGGACCUCAUGGCCUUGGCCCACAGCCGGUCAUUGAUGAUGCACCAGCUCUUACCCUUGAUGCAAAAUUGAGUGAACCACCUAACUAUACAUUAGGGCAAAAGAUCGCAACUCGUGAAACGUAUGGCAGUGCAUUGGUGAAACUAUACAAAAACUGUCCCAGAGUGGUCGCUUUGGAUGGUGACACUAAGAACUCCACUCACUCCCUUAAAUUGAAGAAAGUCAGCAAUGACAAUUACAUUGAGUGCUUCAUCGCCGAACAAAAUUUGAUCGGUGUUGCAGUUGGGUGUGGCACACGUCAUCGCACCAUUCCGUUUGCAAGCACUUUUGCAUGUUUCUUGAGCCGUGGUUUUGAUCAGAUUCGCAUGGCGGCCAUUUCCCAAGCGAAUGUUAAGUUCUGUGGCUCUCAUGUUGGUGUUUCCAUCGGAGAAGAUGGUCCUUCCCAAAUGGCCCUGGAAGACAUCGCGAUGUUCCGUGCAGUCCAUGGUGCCUAUGUUUUCUAUCCUUCUGAUGCAGUUUCCAUGGAGCGGGCCGUAGAACUCUCCGCUAACACUGAAGGCAUUUGUUUCAUCAGAUCAAGCCGUCCUGCUACUCCUGUUAUUUAUAAUAACGACGAAGUUUUUGAAAUUGGAAAGGCUAAGGUUGUAAAGAAGAGUGACAGUGACAAGCUUCUGAUCAUCGGAGCUGGUAUCACUCUGGUUCAUGCAAUGGAAGCCGCAAAUGAGCUGGCUAGCGCCGGUAUCAAUGCUCGCGUCAUCGAUCCAUUCACAAUCAAGCCUCUCGAUCAGGAAGCCAUCAUUGCGAACGCAAAGGCUGCUGGGGGAAAAAUCAUCACUGUUGAAGACCAUUAUCCUGAAGGUGGUAUUGGUGAUGCAGUUUGUUCUGCUGUCUCAGCAGAAACUUCAAUUUCAGUCCACAAGCUAGCUGUGAACGGUCUUCCUCGCUCUGGUCCUUCCGCCGCUCUUUUGGACAUGUUCGGGAUAAGCAGCAAGCAUAUCGUCGCACUGGCCAAGAAAAUUGUUUAAGAACAUUUCUAAGCAAGGAAUUGCCUUCUGUUGCCAUAUAGGCCUAAAAUUGUCUCGUUCUUACAUUUAAUUUUUCGUUUAAAUGUGAUUUGGCAUAAAAUUUAACGUAACUAAUACAUUUUUUCUUUAAAUAAUUGUAGGAAUUUAUAUCUAUAAUAUGCUGUUAAUUUUACGUUAUAUGAUUGUUCGUCUAAAUCAUUCCGUAGGUAUGAGUAAUUUUUUCAUAGUUAAUAAUAUUAUUCAAUAAAUAUACAAUGUUCAA
Messenger RNA from Dendronephthya gigantea, 2234 nucleotides. RefSeq names its product transketolase-like. Gene Ontology annotation, molecular function: thiamine pyrophosphate binding; transketolase activity. The transcript is spliced from 12 exons. The coding region runs from base 101 to 1972 and encodes 623 amino acids. The record is from RefSeq and is a predicted model, not a curated record. Lineage: Eukaryota; Metazoa; Cnidaria; Anthozoa; Malacalcyonacea; Nephtheidae.